GUUAUUAUGUUCAACGAAUAUAAACCGGCUGUUUGCAGGCGCAGUUCAACGUUGCCGGGCCUGGCUAGCUAACGGUAGCUUAGCCAUUGAGUUGGCAGACCUGUCAAAUGUUGUUAGCAAAUUCUUGACGUUUUUUUUUAAGUCUAACUUGUAAGAACACUCAGUGACGUGUAGAAAGACGUAUACAACGUGGACAAUACAACAAAUGUGUAUCAUUGAACAUGAAUUAAACGUGAUCGAUGUUCUUUUUUGAUGAUAAAUUCCUGCCAUAACGUAACAAUGACCGAUACAAUUGCUUGUUGAAAACACUCCACAGUAAUUAUGUGUGAUAAAGACAGUCCUCUUUUGACCCAAAAGUGGUAUAGCCAAUGACUCCAAUGUUGAGGUUGGUAUGGUUUAUUUGUUUCUAAAAUGCUCAACAAGUUGGGUUGUUUAAAGACGAACAUUAUCACAAUUUCAGAGGGGUGAAACCAAUACAAAUCAGUUCCCAGUGGCUUAUUUUACUUUUCGAAGUUUUUUUCAAACUUUUACCCAUCCCGGAAUAUCCCGAAAAAAGGCUUUUAAGUUCCUGAUUUUUGCUACCUGUGAAGCCACUGUCCAUUUUCAUGUGACGUCAUCCAGUGAUUCCAAUACAAACAAACAAUGGCGGAUAGCACAGCAAGAUAUAGCGACAUUAGCUCAGAUUCAGACUCGGAUUUCAGCGGCUUAAGCAAUUCAACAGACUACGCAUGUAUUGAAACGGAUGGUUGGAGUAUGGAGGCAGAUAGUGAAAACGAAAUUGAAGAAGAAACUGAAGCUAUUGAGCAAAUAGCUAUUGAUGCUAUUCGGCCAUGUCUGCCUUAGCAUCGCCGGUAAAAUGUGCAGACCAAACGUUCGGGACUUUCGCAAUUUGUGACACUGGAUCAACUUAAAUCCAUCGAUUGUUGUUAUGGAGCAACCACUCGGGAGCUUGGAUGAUCUACAACCUCAGGACCUUUCCGCCUCAAAUAUCCUCUCUGUGAUUGACUUAACUAAGAAAGGGAGCCUCAGUGGCACUUCCUGUGAUGUCCAGCGGGUUGUCACUGUCCCAGAUUGGCACUCCAAUUCUGGAACCAGUAACCCUGAAUUACUAUCCUCAUUCUCAGAGACCACCCUCGCUAAUAUUUUACAGGAAUCAGGGGAUCACAUUCAACCGGAUAAUGCCUUAUCCCGCACCACAGUGACCCUGUCCUACGUGAGCAGGUCUCACAUCCACGCUGAUUCAGCAUCUCCGCUUUCGCCUUUGUAUGCUGCGCCACCUAUUAGCAAGUUCUCCCUCCUCCCUCCCUGUGAGGUUGAGAAAGGAUAUGGGGAGACUACCUAUGCACGGAAUCAACUGUACGUGGAACAUGUUGACAGACCGGUGGACCUCGCCAUUCAGGCUUUUAAUUCUUCCUCUAAAGCUCCACAGAUUGAUGGAAUAUGUCCUCCUCGGCCGCUUUGUGAAUUUAAUGGGGAAGUAAGUUCGAGCAAGAUGACCAGAAAUGAACACAACACACCCGGGAGGACUGAAAAGAGCUGUGGGUUGGAGAAUGGCCAAGAUGUCAGCUGGUCACAUUUAGGUGUAGAUUCUGAGUCAUCACCAGAGACAAGGGAGGGUGAGGAGACGAAGGGAACCUCUGAGAUCCUCUUGCAUAUGUCAAAGAAAGAGGAACCAUUGGUGAUCCAUAACAGCGUGGCUCAAGUAGAGCAAUUUUCAUUGAUCAUGGACUACAAACGCCUUUUAGAUGACCCCGUUUCCCCUUCACCUACCUCACCGGAUGACGUCGAGGAUGUGUUCGUGCUGCCUCAGGCCUGCAGCUCACCAAGCGGGGACAACUCUUUUCACACUGGUGACAUUGGUUCCAAUGACUCAAACACGGAAGAGGCCAGUCAACUCAGGUCUGACAUCAGCAACAUGACGGCAAGUUUAAAUUUAAGCCAUGAAAACAAGCAGCCUGCCCACAGUAGGAAACCAGAUUUGAACUAUUUGGUUGACUGGAGAGAAGAUGUUUGUUUGUCUGGAAUUUCAGAAGAAAAACCCAAAACUGUCACCCCUUACUUGAAUGGUAAAGUUUGCGCAUUACAGAGUACUGUAAAUGAAAGGAAACUACGUUCCGGCAGAAGUAUGCACUUAGAAUCUAUAGUUAUGAAUAUAAAUUCAAGCAGGUAUAACGUAUCAGGAUGCAUUAACGCCAAUGAAAAUGCCUCCAAAAUGAAAACUAGGUAUUCUAAUGCGGCAAGUCUAAAGAGGGAUGACACCAUACAUGACAGGAAAAGACAAGGCCGAGCAAUCGCAGAACAAAAAGAAACCCGACAUCUAAAUGGUAAAACCAAUAGCAUUAUAAACACUGAUUUGGACACUACUACAUCCACCAAUAUUUCUAAAAAGUCAUUUAGCAAAAUCACUCCUAAAAGCCCGAGGUUGUCAAAGAAUGUGCCAGAAGAUGUUCCAAAACCUGGACAGUUGCCACGGAAGAGCCCUGCUAGGUCGGAGAGGAGACUUCUUCAUUCCAAAAACUCAACGAAAGAGCUUCUUGCACACCUACACCCUACUCUGUCAACAAAUAGAGCAAAAUGUUCACCAUCAGCACUUAAAGAAACUCCAAAGAAAAACCCACAGUCAGCUCAAGGUAAAAAAGUACCGCAAACUGCAAAGACGAAGUCAACUCGCACGCCUAAGAGGCGACGAAAAAAGCACAAACCAAGACCGCCCUUAUCCAUCUUCUCUCCAAAGGAGCCUGAGAUCAAACUCCGGUACGCCAACUACAAGGAGGUGAAAAGGGAGUCGAAGUUGGAAAAUUUCUCCCCCUUCAUCCAUAUGCAGCGGCAGCAGUCGUCUGCGUCACUUUGCACUGUAGUGAAUUACCCAGAAGAGGUCAGGACUCUCCACAAAAAGAACCAAAGGGAGGUACAGGAUCACACCAGUGUCUUUAUUUCUGCAACUAUACCCAGCACGUCUUGUCUUCAGCUGGGCCGGGCGUCCAGUCAUGGCCAGCACCAGGGUUCCCUGGUCUGUUGCUUGUGUGGACUGUCUGCCAACGCCAUGGACUUGGGGGAUCUCCACGGUCCUUACUACCCUGAAGGAUACCGACCGAUUACCAAAAUGUCUGCCUGCACGUCUGGCCCUAAUUGCCUAAAAGACGACUACAGCGAUUCCGAUUCUUCAGCCUGCAGUGUAAGGGGUAGAGGGAGCAAACAUGCUGUUCUGCCCUCAUUGUGGAAAAAGAGGGUAGCGGAUCAGCAGACUGUUGUCAACACCGGCAGACCUGCAGCAAAGCGGGUUCGCUCGGAAAUGUGGCCAACAGAUGUGGAGGACUGGUACAGCCCCCCUGUGCUACCCCUUGAGCCCUGUGAGUACUGGCUCCAUGAAGACUGCGGUAUCUGGUCAGCUGGCGUGUUCUUGGUGAAGGGCAAAGUGUACGGCCUGGAGGAGACUGUCAAGGUGGCCCAUGAGACGAUGUGCUCAGCCUGCUCUCGACCUGGUGCAACCCUGGGCUGCUUUUUCAAAGGUUGUCCCAGCAAAUACCACUACAGGUGUGCUAUGGAGGCAGGCUGUGUCCUCAUUGAAGAAAACUUCUCCAUGAAGUGUAAAAAGCACAAGAACAAGACAUUCACAGACUUAGUGGAGAAACAUAGUGAUCCCAGGAGAAAAAAGCCCUGUUGACAUUCAUUCGCCUGCCAAUUCCUGCAGUGACCUGCUCGCCUUCUGGACGCUGUUGCAAAAAAAAAACAACCUUGCGACUGACACUUGACACCCAUAAACCUUAAUUCCUCUCAAAUAAAACAUUUGUAGUAAUUAUUUAUGUUUUUUUCCAUCUGUGAAAUGUGAGUAACAAUCAAAAUAUUUAAUUUAAAAUAAAAAAUAUGUAUGUAUUUGAUUAUAUUUGGUUUUAUUUAUUCCUGAAGCAUGUCAAUUUGCUUCUUUAGCAGUUGUCAAAGAGUGUUAUUUUUUUUUUUAAGUUAUUAAUAAAGCAGUUGAUGGUUGAAAGUAAGAUGGUAGGGUCAGGUAAAGAAGGGGGAACCCUGUAAGGUACCAUAGUCAUAUCAUAUUUUUUUGUAAAACAGCACUAUGUUGUCACCUACAUUUUGGGGUGAGGGAAUUAGUGUGUCAGAAUGUAUUCUCUCCACAUGUGGGGUUUUUGUUUUCUUUGCAGAAAGCACUUUGGACUGACACGCUCCUCUGCUCCAGCUGCAGUAUUUUCCUUCUGCAAUGACAAUAUUAUCAGAUGUGGUUCAAAGCAUUAUCGUGCUUCUGGUUGUCUUUUCCCAGCUGUCAACACAAUUAGAUGAGAAUUAAAUAUUUGUUUCCUGACAAAGUCAGUCACUCCGUAUUCAGAAGACCUCAACAAAAAAAUGUUUACAUGAUUUAUAAUUUGGAGUUUUGUACUCGGAUGGGUUCUUUACUCUAGAGUCUAGACGCAGUGGAGUGCCUCUUAAACCUUGUGUGAUGAACGAAAGGUACUAACUUGAAUAAUGGUGGUGUUUGCACAUACGCCACUAGGGGCAGCAAUGUGCUGUUUUGAAUCCAGUGUGCUGCUGCUUGUCUGUAGGACAGCUUCUCAAGGACAAGUCCUGACCCAUAAUAAUGAUGUCACAUUUUUGUGCCAUCUUUCACUUUUGUGUUUGCUUAUGCCGACUGUUUUGUUAUUUUAAAUUCAAUAACAGUUUUGUGAUAUACAAAGUACAGCUUUUUAAUGAUGGGUGAUUGUUAUAAAACCUUUCUAGUAUGUUUUGUGUGUGAUUAUCUCAGGGUUGAAUUUACAGAUUUUCCAUACACUUUUUUUUCUCUCUCAAUAUUUUGUCUUUAUCAACUGAAAUGCAAGAUUUACCAAAGCCUUUUUUCCUUGGUCCAAACAUUCUAACACAUCAAUGUACCUGUCACUUUUUAAUUAAAUGGUUUUGGUUUAACAAUAA
Nerophis ophidion (straightnose pipefish) is the source of this 4914-nucleotide messenger RNA. RefSeq lists its product as uncharacterized. The transcript has 6 exons. Lineage: Eukaryota; Metazoa; Chordata; Actinopteri; Syngnathiformes; Syngnathidae. The record is from RefSeq and is a predicted model, not a curated record. Gene Ontology annotation, cellular component: nucleus. Bases 929 to 3664 code for a protein of 911 amino acids. Gene Ontology annotation, biological process: regulation of transcription by RNA polymerase II.